Molecule: messenger RNA, 592 nt
Organism: Triticum dicoccoides
Lineage: Eukaryota; Viridiplantae; Streptophyta; Magnoliopsida; Poales; Poaceae
Exons: 1
Coding region: 40-447 (135 amino acids)
Source: RefSeq, a predicted model, not a curated record
CGCAAGAAUCAAACUAAUUAAGCUCGCGCGCUGCACUUCAUGGUUGAUAAGAUGCCACCCCUCGCAGCAGCCGCAUCCUCGUCGCGGUGCGCCCCCUUCGCCUGCCGCCGCGGCGCCGAGCAGCGCUCCAGGGGCCUGGAUCACGCCUCAGCACCGGCGGCCCAGGGGUGCGGGCGGCCGCUGGGCCGUGCGGCCGGAGUCGUGGGCGGCGGCAUCGCCGCGGCCUUCUUCGCGUCCCUGGAGCGGUGCGCCUGCGUGGAGGUCCGCACGACCGACGAUCUCUCCGACUGCAGCAACAGCGCUACGGAGGCCGCGCCGCUCAUGGGCAACGGCGGCAGUUCCGACCGUUCUUCCACGGCGAGGAAGAAGAGCAAGAGGAAGGCCGGCGCGGGGAAGGGCCGGAGGGGCGGCCAUGGUGGCUUUGGGUGCUGCGAGAGCAUCAAUUAGUUACUGUAGUUCUUAGUUGGUAUUCUAACGAAGUUCUCGCUGAUAUAUGCGUGCACAUGCGUGUGUGCAGAUUGUAUGGUAUCAUUACGAUUGUAUGAACUUGUCGAGAGAGUGAGACCAUGCACGGGGUUCUGUAUAUGAUCAA